GAUAACACAUCUUCCUCAGCGGUCGCUUGUUGCAGAGUCGAACCUUAAGCAAGGGAAUUUCCCGCACAGAUGCUGAGAUGGACGGAGCAGGAAAGAGUUCCUUGAUUUGGAUCGUCUUCGUUUUUUGCUUCCUACCCGCCUUAGGACAUACACUUUCAGUUCCGGAAAGGGGCAACAAUGGACUUUCAACGUGCCUUCCUGACCAGUUUCAGUGCUUGAAUAACAAAUGUGUUACAAAAAGCUCUUUCUGUAAUAAUAAUGACGAAUGCGGAGACUGGUCUGAUGAAAAAUACUGCGCUUUUCAGGGUACAUGUCCGCCACAUUGGGUGCGUUGUUGGCAGACGUGCAUUCCACUUUAUUUUAUAUGUGAUGAAACUAGGCAGUGUCAUAACGAAGAAGAUGAAAACUCAUGUCACGAUAACAUACUUGAGAACCAGUUUUUCAAGCAUUUGAAACCCAGCUUGUCAAACUGGUUUCAAAGAAGAAGGAAAAAUGGAACCACGAGCAACAAGUGGGGACACGAAUUACACAGAACGGCUGUGGCACUUUACUUAUCAGAUCCGUCUUUCUUCGCUCCAGGAAAUACCACCGGCCAGGAGAUGGCCUACGAGCUCAUUAUUCAGUUGCUCUCCAAGUUCUCUCAGAACAAAACCUUGUCUUCCGAAGAUCUAGCAUUGUACAUCAACGCCUUGCUGGUUACUUGCAUCGACCCCAAAGAUUUCCAUGGACAUGACCUGGUAUCUGACCUGCGAAAGAGAGUGGAAGAGAAAAAACACGCCAAUCCAAUUGAAAUCAUUGCUCUUUGUAAUGCCGGAGACACUAUGACUACCAAAGAUGUGGAAAGAAUUUCUAUGGCUUAUAACUCUCAGCAUAGACCAUUCUGGAUAGAUAUCCAAGCUCUCUCUGCCCUGGCCAUGGUGUGUCUUUCUCGACAGCCUACCCUUACCGUGGACCAAAGGAAUCUGCGCGAUAUGGUUUCAGAACUAAAAAAGCGGCAGCACUUAAAUGGAACAGUUGAGAACUUGAAAACUACCGCUGUCGUACUACAAGUGUUGACUGCUACCAAUAGUUCCCGUUCAGAUUUCGAUUACGAAGCAGCCGUAAAAGCGAUUUUACAGCAACAAAAAAGUGAUGGAUCUUUCCCAACUUUCCUGGAAUCUUAUUAUAUCCUGCCGGCCCUGAGCAACAACAGUCUCGUCGGACUCAAUACCAGUCACUGUCAGAACUCAGAAAUGACAGAGCAAGAAGCUUUGAAGAAAUUCCGGAGCCAAGGUGGUAAGCGGAUCCAGGUGCAGUACUCCGUUUUCGUCGGGCAAGAUGUGGACUUCGCUCGCACGUGGAAACUCAAAGUUCCUCUUGGAAGUACUCUGUAUAAUGUAAUGGAAACUAUACAGAAACUGGAUCCAAGAUUUAGGGUAGAGUACAAUGUGUUCGAUGGGAAGCCUUACCCCAACGCGAUGUUCAACCUGGAAGAUGAUCCAGAGAGCGGUUUAUACUGGUUCGUCUACAAAAGAAGUUCAAGAUCAAAUGAUCCGCAACUUUUGGAAGCUAGUCCCGUGGAUAUUAAAAUUCGAGAAAACGAAGAACUGAUCCUUUGGUACAAAUAUGAAGAUUGGGAUGAUCGUGAAACUACUCAGAGUGUGACGCCUGCAACUGAACCUCCAACCAGCACAGCAACCACUUCAAGUCCAUUUACUGAUGCUACUGUCGAUUACAUCACUGAUGCCUCGCUUAUUCAAUGAAUCUAUACAUUUCUUCUAAAAAUAUGUAUGCUUCAAGAACUGAAUAGCUUUUACACAACGCAUCAAUAAAAUAUACAUCUAUAACGCACUGUAAAUCUUGAAUGCUUUUUGAACAUGAACCGUUAUUAAAUAAUUAAUUUAUUACA
Messenger RNA from Uloborus diversus, 1888 nucleotides. RefSeq lists its product as uncharacterized. Gene Ontology annotation, molecular function: protein binding; cobalamin binding. Gene Ontology annotation, biological process: cobalamin transport. The record is from RefSeq and is a predicted model, not a curated record. The transcript is spliced from 10 exons. Bases 78 to 1742 code for a protein of 554 amino acids. NCBI's taxonomy places the organism in Eukaryota, Metazoa, Arthropoda, Arachnida, Araneae, Uloboridae.